ACCGGAUUUGUAGUCUAUAAUCUCUCUAAAUCAACAAGUCAAAUCCGGUUUUUGUGUGUUUUUCAAUUAAUUUUGUCAACAGAUACGAGAGAAGGGGGAAGAUGAGGAGAAGAGGCAAGGAAGAAGAUGAAGUGGAGCUGUUGCUUCAAGCUGCUCAAGAUGAGAUGAUACUCAAGCUCUCUGUUGACUCUCACGCUUCUCGAUCUUCUUCUGAUUACUUAGAUCCAGAUCUCCAUUCUAGAUUUCUCGCACUCAAAUCUCAGAAGACGAAGACGAAGGAUCAUCAUCAGAAACGACGGCCGAGAUCGCCGACGAAAUCAAAGGAUGUGACUGAAGAAACGCCGGAAGAUCUCAUGCUUAGAUUCUCGGCUCUGAAGAAGACUUCUCUUCCCUCCGCGUCUUCUUCGUCCUCUGUUUCCAAACCUGUUCUUCUUCAGGAUGAGAUCGGAGAAGAUGCUGAAGUGGAGAAGCUGAUUCAAUGGGCUAUAGACGCCGCUCGUCUCGAUCCUUCUCCUCCUUCUGACGAUGAUGACAAUCAGAGUUCCGAUGACGAUGAUGAUGAGGAUGAUUCAACGAGAGUUGUCAAACGCUAAUAAUAUUCUACUUGUAAGGUAUUUUCUAAUGUUUUUGCAUUCGCAGUUUGUAUAUCAGAUCAAGUGUUUUCAUUUGCUUAAACACCGUAUAGUGUCAUUGUUACGAUC
Molecule: messenger RNA, 701 nt
Organism: Camelina sativa (false flax)
Lineage: Eukaryota; Viridiplantae; Streptophyta; Magnoliopsida; Brassicales; Brassicaceae
Source: RefSeq, a predicted model, not a curated record